AUGGAAAAUAAAGUGUGUAACGUUCGUAAUUCUAAAAGAAAUCACAGCGAUGAUGAACUAUUAACAUUAAAAACUGGAGAUGCUUAUAUUUCUCCGACAAAAUUAAGAAUAUUGCCAGAAAGUAUCACCAAGUCGAGGUACUAGUUAUUUACAGUUAUUUAAUUUGAAUUUAAAAAGAAAUAAAUUUCUCUUAUUAACCGCUAAUCAGUGGUGACAUGAAUUUGUAUUCUGUAAAGUAGCUGUUUCACAGCCAAAUUAGGUGGGUGGGUACUAUAUAUAGGGCACUUCAUCAUAACAAACAUUAACAAAAAUGUGAAGUCUAAGACCACCUAGACCAGUGGUCGCCAACCGGUGCUCCGUAGNUCUCUUAUUAACCGCUAAUCAGUGGUGACAUGAAUGUGUAUUCUGUAAAGUAGCUGUUUCACAGCCAAAUUAGGUGGGUGGGUAUAUAUAGGGCACUUCAUCAUAACAAACAUUAACAAAAAUGUGAAGUCUAAGACCACCUAGACCAGUGGUCGCCAACCGGUGCUCCGUAGAAAAAAUUGAACUUUAUUUACAAUAUUAGGUAUUCUAUUAACUUUCAAGCGAGCGCGUGUCGUCACGCUAAUUACAUUGUUCAAGAUUUAAAAAAAAACUCAAUAUCAUGAUUACAAUAGGUUCUAAACCCAAAGUAGUGAUAAGUAGGGCUCAGAUUUUAAAGCAAAUGCUUCUUUUUAUAUAUAUAUAUAUAAAAUAGAAAUGUUAUUUUUAUACAUAAAUUCGUUUCACGUCAUUCUGAUUCUAAAUAAACGAAUUUUUUUUGUGUAAAUGCUUUUUUUGCUUUUUUCAGUCAUUCUAGUUAUUAUGUUACAGUAAUAAAAAAAAAAAAAUUAUUUAAUUAAUAAUAAAUGUGAAAACCCGGAUUACGGACUAAAUGGUUAUAUUGUAUUAUUAUAGUUUUUGUUAUCGGCUUGAUUGUAUAUCUAUGUGACUAUGUAUAAUAUAAAUUUAGAUAUUAUAUUUUACCCAUCGACGUUAGAUUAUCGAACUACAGGCAGGUCGAUAGCUUAUCGUCUAUCGGCUAUUGCAUAUUGCUAUUGCAGAACGUACGCUCAGUACUCGUAUAACAUCGAUAUCGACCAGUUCAAAAUUUAAGUUUUAUAGUUUUUUAUAGUGUUGUAAUUUAUAAAAAUGACAAAAGUUAAAACAAAUCCAUUUUUAAAAAAAAUAAUGUUAGAAUUCGGUGAAGAAUUUUUUUCUAACAGAUGGAUCGAUUUUAUAUUGCAAACUUUGUGAAAUAAAAGUGUCAUGUGAAAAAAAAUAUAAUGUACAACAGCAUGUACUGAGAGAAAAACAUGUGCAAGCUGUUAAAAGACAUGAAAAUGAAAAGUCUGCUUUACUUCAAGCGUUUUUGAAACAGUUUAGUAGUCAGUUAGAUUUUAAUGCCGAUUUAUGUUCAACAUUGAUAGCUGCAAAUAUUCCAAUAAAUAAACUAAAUUUUAAACAUUUUUGGAUUAGAAUUAUUAAUGUAAUUUUUCAUAAUACCCAUGGAAGAAUCAUUUGAACUAGUAAUAGUACUUUUAAAAGAAUGCGGUCAAAAAUUGAUUCAAGUCAAUAAAGCAAUAGAUGUUAUUUUUGAUAUGUUACAAAAUAUUCUACAGUUGGACAAGUUAAUAAAAGAGUAAAUAUACAAUAAUUAUAAAUAUUAAAAUACUAAUUUUCUAUCAAAAAAUAAAUAUUAACUUCUAAAAUUUACUUAUGAAAUUUCUCAAUAAAAUAUUUAAAAAUUUGUAUAUAUAAUUGAUUUUAAUUGAUUAAAUAUUUAUUAAAUAAUAUAUUUCUUGACAUUUUUAAAAAACUAUUACAUUAAUUAUAUAACUAUUACUUCAUUUCUAUUUAUGUAUAUUGGUAAUUCUUUAGGUACAAUAUACGAUAGAUGUGAUAUUUCAAAUUCAUAAGGAUAGAUUUAAAGAUCAUCCUGCUAUAAUUGAACAACUUGAUUUAGUUGAAGAGGAUUUACAAUUUACUCAUUUAUUAACUUUAGAUUCUGCUAAAGACCCACAAAAUAUUUUAAGUAAUAAUUACUAAUUGUUUGUAUACUGUUUUUACCUAUGCAUGAACCUUACAGUUGAUUAACUACAAAUACUAAACUUGAUUUCGAGAUGUUUAUAAAUAUGAUCGGGACUUUGAAUCAAAUGAAGACCGUUAUAAAUCAUUACGAAGAGAAAUGUUAGGGUCAGACAAUGAAGACAGAUCAAAUGAGGAUGAAUAAGGAAAAGGUAUAAAAAAAAUUAGUUUAAAAUUAUUUAAAUUUUUUUGGUAGUAUAAAUAUUUUUGGCCUUAUGAAAAAUCAUGUAUCUAACAAUACAUUCUUCCCUUGAUUAUGAAGAAUGUGCCAAUAAAUUAAUGAAAAUGCAAUUUAAACCAGGGUGAGAAAUAGAGAUGUAUAUGUAAUAUGUUUUUGGAUUGUUGUGUUGAACAACAAAUAUAUACAAAGUUUUAAAGGCUUUUAGUACAAGUAAAAUUUAUUUCCAAAAUUAUUAAUGGUCUUCAACAUAUUUCUGUUUACUGGUAAUAAUAUUUUACCAUAAGAUACCAUAAUCUGUAAUAACAAUAAACAUCCUCUUUAGGGAUGUUAUCUUUAUUACUAAUGCUAAGAUUGUUUAAAUUUUUAAAAGUGCAGGUUAUGAUUUUAAACAUUGAAUGGCACACAUUAGCAAUUACAUGUAACAAUAUUGAAUUGAACAUUUUAUAUUUUAUUUGUUUUGGACAAAUUAAAAAAAAAAAAACAUAUUUAAAUUUAAAAUUGUAUUUAUAUAUCUAUAUAUAUAAUUGCAAUUCUAAAUUAAUUUUAUAACAUAAACUGUAGUAUUUGAGUUUUGAAAUACAAUCUAUGCUAUUUUCAUAUUAUUAUGUAUCAUCAAAAAGAAAAAAAUGUUGAAAACCUAUAAAAUAUAAAUGUUUGAAUAUUUAUUUUUAUAUUUUUUUCAGAGAUUUUGACAAAUAAAUAAAGUGUUUAUUGAACCACUGCAAAGAAUUUUCAUUGUUAGUGAUUCUACUGUUAACCAUUUAGAAACAAACAAAAUUACGCAAUGUCCCCAAAUUUUUGCACAUUUAUUAUUUACCGAUUCAAUUUCUUGGACAGUAUUAUCCAAAGUUCAUCUAAAUGAAGAAGAAACCACUUCUUCUUCAUCUAAAUAAAGAAGAAAUCACUUCUUCUAAAAGAAUGUGUAUUAAGAUUAUUUUUCAAGAAUUGGUUGAACAAAUGGAAAUUAAAAAAUUAAAUGCUAGAAUUCAAGACAUUUUAAUUAUUAUUAUUUGAAGGAACAUUAAUAUUAUAUGGAUUGUUUCAGGGAAUUGAGACAAGCAUUUGAAGGAAUAUUUCCUAAAGAUAAUCCAAAAGUUAGAUUUUUCAUUAAUUAUUUUAUCUCUGUUGGUUUGGGUAGUUUAAUGUAAGGGUCAUAUUUAUUCAAUUUUCAAAUAAAGUUUAUUUACUUAUUGCUAAAUUAUAAAUCAUUUAAUUUUUAGUGAUGAAUUACAUGACUUCCUCAGAAUACAACCUAAUCAAGUUUCUGCUGUUGCUAAAAACAUUGACCAACUGUCUGAAUCGUCAGAUAGUAAUGAUGAUAGCAAUUCGAGUACUAGCAAUAUAAAUUGA
Molecule: messenger RNA, 3637 nt
Organism: Cinara cedri
Lineage: Eukaryota; Metazoa; Arthropoda; Insecta; Hemiptera; Aphididae
Source: the annotation of a GenBank genome assembly